CUCACAGCCCCUCGUUCCGUGGCCGUCCAAUGGAAGCUGUUCUAUGUCGUGAGCUGGUAGAGAAGGGCCUUGGCGAGGAUGACCUGCGGCUCCUGCGAGACGCGGGGUAUGUUAACCGAGAGCGAUUGAAUUUGGCAUCGCGCGAGGGUCUGCGCGAGGCAAAGCUUUUGCCCGCCGUCGUGGAUAUCAUCAAGAACCCUGGCCCUGGCUCCGGCACCGGCUCGCGCACCAGCACCGGCCCCUCGCACCCAACGACAGCGCAGCUCAGUUGCAGCUCUCAGCGCCGCCGCCGCCGCCGCCACCGACCGGCGCCAUCCUGCCUGUUUAUGAGGUGUUCGCAAACGACUCCAAAGAGUUCCUGGGCACCCUCACAAUCAUCAGCGCCGACGGGAUCGCCGCUACGGCGCGGCACGUGGUGGUGUGGGGCGACGGCCGCAUGCAUCCGCGGCGGCUGUUUGUUGGGGACGGCGACGUGCAGGCGCGCCACCUGGCCAGCUUUCCCGUGGUUGACGUGAACCUGCUUCGGCUGCUACGGACGACGGCCGGGCUGCUCGGCGUUGGUUCUGGCGACAGCGGGGGUGCUGUUGGUGGCCGCAGCAGCAGCAGCAGCAGCACAGGGUUCAAGCGGCGCGGCGCCCACCGCUGCUGGCGGCGUGACGGGGGCAGCGGCUCCGUUCCCGCACAUGGAGAUCGCCCCGGACGAGUCCUUUACGCCCGGUGUCCAGCUGACCGUGUACAGCUAUCCGGCGAUGGCGGUACGGCAUAACCUCUUCAGAUCCGGCCCGGCAGUGACCCAUGGGCUGUUAUCAUCUUUCUCGCCGGGCCAACUGGUGGGCCUGGCCGACUACGCCGGGUUCCCAGGCUCCUCGGGCGGUGCCGUGACGUGCAGUGACAAGUUCAUCGGCAUCCAUAUUGAAGCCAUUUCGCACGACAGCAGUAUUGGCGAUACGACGCAGCCGCCGCCGGCCAACAGCUUCAUCGCUGCCCCUCCCAUCCCCGCUGCUUCCACCGCCGCACCGGCGGCACCUUCGGCGCAGGAGCUGGAGCGGCCAGGCGCGGGUGGUGCCGGCCCGGGAGCUGGCGACCGCGCUGGCGGCGCCGGCGAGGCGCCUGCCUGCUGGCAAAAGGCUGCGGCCAUGCGAUGAUUCCAGAGACGAUAUCCGGGAGGGCGGGGAUUGGCUCAGCACGCGAGUCGCAUAUAGAUCCAGGUAGAGGGUGAGAGAGAGGGAGAGAGUCAGUCAGAGUUAGAGCGCUGAAGGCAUCACUGGACGUGUGGCGAGAGACAACUACUAGGGACGCGGGUAUGUCUGGUCCUCUCCCAGUCUUCGGCUUGUGGGAUGGUUGCUGUCCGUGAGGUCUUGCGGCAAGGUCUGGGCGCUGAGUCCCGUUUCGCAUGAUUGCUGGCCAACACGGGGCGCUUACAAAGGCUGGACAACCAACCGAGGGGCAAGCGUGGGGCUGCAAGCGCUGCUGUUGCUCGGCCAGGCGGAAGGUGUACGCUUGGCUAGAGCUUCCGUUAGGUAUGGGACACCAAGGCUACUAAGGCAAAGUGGCGCUUAUAUUGUUGCGCACGAGUUGACAAAGUCUAUUGACGUAGCUUGCCCUUGUACGGCCGGCGGAGUUGGGUUGAUAAUGUAAUGAGCCCGGCUG
This is a messenger RNA of Chlamydomonas reinhardtii, 1650 nucleotides long. RefSeq lists its product as uncharacterized. The transcript has 5 exons. NCBI's taxonomy places the organism in Eukaryota, Viridiplantae, Chlorophyta, Chlorophyceae, Chlamydomonadales, Chlamydomonadaceae. The coding region runs from base 684 to 1145 and encodes 153 amino acids. The record is from RefSeq and is a predicted model, not a curated record.